This is a messenger RNA of Anopheles moucheti, 2092 nucleotides long. RefSeq names its product sphingomyelin phosphodiesterase-like. The coding region runs from base 173 to 2092 and encodes 639 amino acids. Gene Ontology annotation, biological process: ceramide biosynthetic process; sphingomyelin catabolic process. The transcript has 3 exons. Gene Ontology annotation, cellular component: lysosome. The record is from RefSeq and is a predicted model, not a curated record. Gene Ontology annotation, molecular function: acid sphingomyelin phosphodiesterase activity. Lineage: Eukaryota; Metazoa; Arthropoda; Insecta; Diptera; Culicidae.
AAGGAAAGAAAAGAAAAAAAACAACAACAGUUCCCAAAAUACGACACAUUCCAGAACAGGUUUGAUAUAAAAACGGGUGCGAGCUACAGUGGACGCAUGAGAGAAUUGCUCCGGUCAGUAGGUGUUGCUGGUCAUCGGGAGCAGUCACGGGAGCUCACGCAGAAUCGGCAGAAUGGGACGCGUUGCGAUCGUUUCCUCGUUGGUGAUAGUGGCGGCGGUGAUCGGGUCGAUCACCAGCUACCAGGUGAAACCGGCCAACUACGCCAAACUGGUUGAGCAGCAGAGGAAGUUUGACGAGGCAUUCGAGAAAGAGUUCUACGUGGAGCACACCAAGUAUGUUGAGUCGGGUGAGCGAUCGGAGCGGCUGCAGGAGAUGUUCGAGUACAUGCGCCAGCAGCCGGAUAUGUUCCGGAUGGAGAUGGAUGACCAUCCGCUGCCGUACCUGACCGUGGAGUGCACGGCUUGUCGUGCGUUGCUGACGACCUAUCUCACCUACCGCCGUGUGCUUGGCUGGGAUCGGGACCGUAUUGCGGAGCAGGCGGCUUCGACUUGUCAAACGCUGAACAUUCUCACCGCAGACAACUGCCUGAAGCUCGUGAACAAGAACGUCGAUAUCUUGCUGUACAUUAUCGAUAACCGUCCGUCGCUGACGGCGCAGACCAUGUGCGGUAUCAUCUUCCAGUCGGGCUCUUGCGUUUUGGAGGAUCCGACCUUUUUGAACUGGUCGAUCAAUGUGCCAGCUGGCGGUCGUCCAAUUACCGCUUCCAAGACCACUCCGAACCGCGGCGCCAGUGACUUCAAGAUCAUCCACAUCACGGACGUGCACUACGAUCCGCACUACCGCACCGGGUACAACGCUGUGUGUGGUGAGCCGUGCUGUUGCCGCGAGGGCCAAGGCAUUCCGGCGAAUCCCGCGGACGGUGCCGGCGAGUGGGGUGACUACCGUGAUUGUGACUCGCCCUGGAAGGCGGUCGAAGACGCAGUGCGUGCGGCCGCUCGCCAGCAUCCGGAUGCGGCGUACGUGUACUACACCGGGGACAUCAUCGAUCACGGUGUGUGGGAGACAACGGUGGCGGGCAAUAUCGUCUCGAUGACGCGCACUUACCAACUGUUCCGGGAUGUGUUCGGCUCGAAGCCCGUCUAUUGUGUGCUCGGAAACCACGAGAACAACCCGACGAAUGUGUUCGCCCCCAGCUACAUCGAUCGGGCCGACUUUUCUGCCAGCUGGUUGUACGAUUUCUCGGCCGAUCAGUGGGCCACCUGGUUGCCGGCCGCCACGCAGCAAACCAUCCGCCAGGGUGGGUUCUACACGGCGCUGGUCCGACCCGGGUUCCGCAUCAUCGGCAUGAACAACAACGACGCGUACACGUUCAACUGGUGGAUUCUGUACGAUCCGGCCUACCUUCAGGCACAGCUCCAGUGGCUGCACGAUACGCUCCUGCAGGCCGAAGCGGCCGGCGAGAAGGUGCACAUCCUGGCCCACAUUCCCAUCGGGGCCGGAACCAGCUACCGCACCUGGGCUCGCCAGUACCGUCGCAUUCUGGAUCGCUUCUGGGACGUUGUCGAGGGUCACUUCCACGGACACACGCACGCCGACGAGUUCAAUCUGUUCUACUCGCUGUCCAACCCACAGGCUGCCAUCAAUGUCGGGUUCAACGCCGGUGGUACCGUGCCGUUCAGUAACUACAACCCCAACUACGCGGUGUACUACGUCAACCCACAAACUUACCAAGUGACGGACUAUGAGUCGUGGUACUUCAACCUGACCGAGGCCAACCAGAACCCGAACCGGGCCCCGAUCUGGACGCAGCUGUACUCGUUCAACCGCGACUUUCAGCUGUCGAACGUGAGCCCGGCAUCGCUCGAUGGGCUGGUCCGUCGGUUUGCCUCCAAUCCGGCCGAGCUGCGCCACUACUGGGAGAUGAAGGUGAAGCGUGGCGAUCCGUUCCUGGCCGCCGGAUGUGACGGUGACUGUCUGCUGAACCACCUGUGCCAGAUCGUCACCAACGAGGCGAACGAUGACAGCAAGUGUAACGCGCUGGCCGCCAUCUUCCGCAAUCUGGACGACGAGCUGUUUAAUGAGGAAAAAUAA